Molecule: messenger RNA, 555 nt
Organism: Striga hermonthica
Lineage: Eukaryota; Viridiplantae; Streptophyta; Magnoliopsida; Lamiales; Orobanchaceae
Source: the annotation of a GenBank genome assembly
AUGAUAGCUGCAAGAGAUCUCUAUAUUGCAUGGAGCGAUAUUCCUCAAUAUUGGCGAUGGAUAUCUCUUCCUGAAUCUAGGUUUCCUGAGGUGGCAGAGCUUCUCAACGCGUGCUGGUUUCAUGUACGUGGAAGCAUCAGCACCAAGAUGCUGUCCUCUGGCACGUGUUAUGUGGCAUACCUAGUGUUUGCUCGCAAAUCAGGGGUCGACAAAUUCGACCUCCCAGCCGAGGCUUUUGUGGAGUUGAAUGGCCAUGAGAGUGAGAGGCAAAGAGUGUUUCUAGGUCGGGAAAGAGGCCACAGGUCUUUUUACCGUCGACUGCCUCGUUUGGUGAGACAAAAACAGACGGUGGAGGAUUCGGUGGCUGAGUCCAAUGCCAAGUACCCUAAACCGAGGAGUGAUGGGUGGAUAGAGGUCGAGUUGGGAGAGUAUUUUGUCGAGGGAAGAGAAGAUGAUGAUUUGGAGUUGGGGCUCAUAGAGUAUAAUGACUAUUAUGGGAAAAGCAGAUUAAUUGUUCAGGGGAUUGAGCUCAGGCCCAAGGCUGUGAGCCGUUAA